This is a messenger RNA of Rubroshorea leprosula, 1741 nucleotides long. The record is from the annotation of a GenBank genome assembly. NCBI's taxonomy places the organism in Eukaryota, Viridiplantae, Streptophyta, Magnoliopsida, Malvales, Dipterocarpaceae.
CAACUUCCAAGUCUCCUUUGAGUUCUUGCUGUGAAACACAGACCAUGGAAUCUGAUCAUUCUAUCUUCGAAGCAACAAGUUAUCAGCAAUCUGGACAAUGCAACUCACUUCUAAAAUUCAUGCAUGGCCUGUUUGUUCUGUUUCUCAUCAUGCUUCCAAGUGCUGCUGCAUAUGAUCCACUAGAUCCAACUGGAAACAUAACAAUCAAAUGGGAUGUCGUGUCUUGGACCGCAGAUGGCUAUGUGGCUACGGUGACAAUGAGCAACUUCCAGCUGUACCGCCCCAUCAUGAGUCCUGGGUGGACUUUGGCAUGGACAUGGGCAAAGAAGGAAGUUAUCUGGUCCAUGGUGGGAGCUCAAACCACAGAGCAAGGAGACUGUUCCAAGUUCAAAGGAAACGUACCACACUGUUGUAAGAAGACUCCAACAGUGGUUGACUUGCUCCCCGGGGUUCCCUACAACCAGCAGUUUACCAACUGCUGUAAGGGUGGUGUAGUAGGAUCGUGGGGGCAAGAUCCAGAAGGUUCAGUCUCAGCCUUUCAGGUGAGUGUUGGAGUGGCCGGAACUUCAAAUAAGACAGUAAAACUACCCAAAGACUUCGUCUUGCUUGGUCCAGGGCUAGGGUACACCUGUGGCCCUGCAAAGGUGGUGCCCUCCACAAUCUUCCUCACACCUGAUCGCCGGAGAAAGACUCAAGCACUGAUGACAUGGAAUGUGACAUGCACUUAUUCUCAGUUUCUUGCCUCAAAAAACCCAAGCUGCUGUGUUUCCUUUUCAUCUUUCUAUAAUGAUAGCAUCACUCCUUGUCCAUCUUGCGCAUGUGGUUGCCAAAACAAAAACAACUGUGUCAUGAGUAAUUCAAAGCAGGCGCACAAAAAAGGAGUAAACACUCCAACUAAGGACAAUACACCAUUGCUACAAUGCACGCAUCACAUGUGCCCUAUACGAGUGCACUGGCAUGUCAAGAUAAACUACAAGGACUAUUGGCGAGUUAAGAUCGCCGUCACUAAUUUCAACUACCGGAGGAACUAUACACAGUGGACUCUUGUUGCGCAGCAUCCCAAUCUCAACAAUGUCACCCAAGUCUUUAGUUUUGAUUACAAGCCUCUAGUGCCCUAUGAGUCAAUAAACGAUACUGGAAUGUUUUAUGGCAUGAAAUACUACAAUGACCUAUUAAUGGAAGCAGGGCCUCAAGGGAAUGUUCAGUCCGAGGUGCUUCUUCAAAAGAACAAGGAGACAUUCACCUUCAAGCAGGGAUGGGCAUUUCCUCGAAAAGUGUACUUUAAUGGUGAUGAAUGCUUGCUGCCCCCACCUGAUAAAUACCCAUUUCUACCCAGUUCUGCACAUGCAAGUUCAAUGGCGAUUUUGACAGUGGCCGUCCCACUUCUGUUGGUUAUGCUUUUAAUUUAGAGAUCAUAUGAAGAAACAAAGAUUUUGAGGAACAGGGAUUGGCAGAGUGGUGUUUUUUUGGCAGGAACAUCAUUGGUAAAAGGUAAAUAUCAUCAUAAACUGUACCAGAAAAUGGGAUCUAUGGUCCAGCGUGAGAUGAUUUUUUAGUGCAUGCUGAAACUAGGAGUCUUAAUGUGAACCAGUGAUAAAUGAACUAGAUGUAUUUACACCAGAGUUUGGGUUGCAGUUCAUGUGUCUGAUGAAACUUAAGAGUUGAAAACUGAGAUGCUAUCUUUUCUGUAGUAAGUGAGAUCAUCAUGCAUGCGUAAUUCAGGAAGGAGAACACUGUAUGA